Messenger RNA from Williopsis jadinii, 1329 nucleotides. RefSeq lists its product as uncharacterized. The transcript is spliced from 2 exons. Lineage: Eukaryota; Fungi; Ascomycota; Saccharomycetes; Phaffomycetales; Wickerhamomycetaceae. The record is from RefSeq and is a predicted model, not a curated record. Bases 1 to 1329 code for a protein of 442 amino acids.
AUGAAUAAUACAUAUCAAACAACCAGCGUUGAAGUUGUGGAGGGGUUCCAUGUUGAUCACGACUUUGGUGUUGCCUUUGACCCUAUAAACGGAUGUGUCAUCAACCCGUAUUCCAGCAAAAAGAUAUCCAAACCCACUCAAAGAGCUUUACGGGCCUGCUUGGAUCGGUGUGGGAACAAUAUCUACCAUCAAUUCAAAGUUGCAGCAUACAACUGCGUGAUGAUUAGUGACACUAUUCCUGGUCUUCAGGUGGAGGAGUUUAGUAUGUGUUGCAGUUGCAAGUCCUUCUGCUAUCGCAAUGUUGCAGGAGCCAGGUCACAUCUUAGAGGGUGUGCAACAUUGCCCAAACGUUCAAUCCCAUCCAGAGGUUACUGUUUCUACUCUGGUCAACAACUGAGAUACAUAGUGAUACAAGUGGGAACAUCAGCACGGUCUGAUGGUUUUGCUCCUGGUCCAGUCGAAACUGUCACUUAUCCAUUAUCUCCCAUGCCACAAUUGAGAAGUGGUGAUGCGCAGCAAGGGGUCGAACCUAAACAUCAGAUAGAAGCAUGUGCGCAUAUCGACGAGUCGCAGAUCAUCGAUUUUGUUCAGAGAUGUAAUGGCUUCAAAGAAGAGAAUCCUCUGAUCUGCUUGAUGGAUUUCAGAGAACAGUGGUUGCAUGAAUCUUCUCUUAUGAAGUUGGCAAAUGACAUUUACGAAUACGCUCUCAAGUAUCAUAAGGAUAGAAGACAUUGCUUUGUGAGGGACUCAAGGGUAUCGGAACACUCAACUACUACAAAGGAUUCACCCUUUUGGCUCAACGAAGUGACGGACUCUACUCAGAAAGCUUACGUCAACGUCUUCAAGCAGUGGAUCUGCAAUAUGUGUGGUCUAAUGAGUUCGGCGUCUGUUAUGGAGAGGCUCAAUUACAAUGCGGAUCUUUCCAAUUAUUUGAGCGUGCUCUACUCUGCUGCCACUACUGGAUUCUAUGAUAAGACUGAAGUGACACUUGCUCUUGCUAAGGCAACACGCAUUAUGAUGGUUGACCCAGGAAACGUGGAACUGUAUUCGGACAGCUGUGGACUUCUGCUGGUAGGUCUUGCUCCAAAAGAUGAGUCCGAUAGAUGUAACCAGUUUGUCGUAACUGAUUUACAGAAAACCUCGUUGCAGGCCCGGCGAAUGGAUGCCGUUGUCAAUUUUACCAAGCUGUUGAUUUCAAGCUCUUUUGACGACGACACCGAGAACGAGACAUUUCAACACUUUAUUAACACGUCAAGACAAAGACUUCCGAGAUUUGAGACACUCUUACACAUAAGAUAUCUUUCCAAGCAAUGUGUGUUUGAUAACUGA